AUCUGCCACCAGUGCAAGCGACCUGCUAAGUGAUUAAUAGUGCUCAUUAGCAUAGCCUCUGUGUGUGUGCGUGUGUUUUGAGUGGUAACAAGCAUAGCUUCAUUGUGACAAACAAAAUUGGAUUGUUCCUAGAUAGUAGUUAGUUUUCUCGUUGUAUAUUAGACAAGAAAGAAGUCUUACAUAAAAAGUAGCAAUCUUACAAGAAUAAAGUUAUAUAUUUUUCAGGAAAAAAAUUAUAGUGUGAGAAAAGUUAACAUUUUUGAGAAAAAAAAGUAUAUUUUCAAGUAAAAAGGUGUACUCUUUGACAAAAGAAAAAGGUGUUUACGAAUAAAGUAGAGUAUUUUGGGAGACGAAAGUAGUAAUCGUUUAAGAAUUGCUUUUUUUUAAGAAAAAAAGUCUUGUUUUCUACUUAAAAAUUCUUAAAUUUUCAAGAUCAAAAGUAUAGAAUUUUCAAGAAAAAAGUUGCAACCUUAGGACAAAAAAGUCAGAAUCUUAAACGACUAAUCUUUUUCGGAGAAAGUAGUAUUACAAAAAGAUUCUUACAUUUUCGAGACCAAAAGUUGUGAAUUUUAAAGAAAAAUUUGUAUUCUUAUUCAUUAUUUUGGGGGGGAAAAGUAGUAAAAGUAGUAGAAUAGUUGAAUUUUUCAGGAAAAAGUCAUGUUUUCUACUUUUAAAAAUUCUUACCUGUUCUAGAUCAAAGGUCAACAAUUGUCAAGAAAAAAGUACUCUUAUGACAUAAAUUUUGUGACGGUAAAAGAAUAAAUUGGAUUUUUUUUUAAAAUUAAGCUGGUUCUUUAGCAAUGUUUCUUGAACAGUUGUAUAUUUUGGAGGACAAAGUCAUACAUUUCAAAGAAAAAAAAGUAUGCUUUUUAGAUCGGUUAUAAUGAGAAUAAAGUUGUAUAUUUCAUUAUUAUUUCAUUAUGUAUAUAUUCAUUAUUAUUAUGUAUAUUCAUUAUUUUCAUUUCAUCCUACAAGGUCAAAAUGUAUAUUUUUGGAGAAAAACAUAUAUUCUUGAGAUAAGACACAGACAUCACACAUGACAAAAGUUGCAUAAUUUUGAUAAAAGUCAUGUGUGUUUUUAUUUUAAACAAAGUUGCAGAUUCUCCUGAAUAAAUCCUAUAUUUUCAAAAAAAAAAAAAAAAUUAAAAUGAUGUAUAGUUUUGCAAUUCUUGAAUUGGGUUUGAUCACACUCGCUGGCCUCAAUACCUUUAUUGAUAAGAAAAUAUUUGGAUUAAGGCCCACCCUGACAGAUGAACCCCACCGCGCCCCUCCCUCACUCACUGACUCCCCACGUCCCAUGUGAAGGCGGUUUGCACUCAUUUUUACCUGUCGAUCAAAGAGGACCGAGGAAGAAACCGUUUUAGCACAGAGCAACGCUUCACAUUGACUUGUAAUUUGAGGUCAAAUCAAUCGGGCAAAAGGAAAACCUGCGUCACGACCCUUGGAAACCAGUAGGGUUCUUGCUCAGACCAGUUGGAAGGAGACUGGUGGAAAAUGGUGACAGUAGGGUGUCAAAGUCAGUUGGGUUCUUGCCUAGACAUACAAUCAAAGUCAAACUUUUGACUUUGAUUCAAGUAAGCUUUUUUUCUGAAAAAUAUACAACUUUUUUUCUAAAUAUGUAACUUUAUUCGCAGUUAGGAUUCUGACUUUUUUCUUUCACAUACAUAAUAAAAAUCUUGUAAGAUUACAUCUUGUAAAAAUAUUACUUUUCUCUCAAAAAUAGAGUUUUUUCAGAAAUACUCAACGAUUUACUUUAUUCUUAAAAAUAGACUUUUUCUCGAGAAAAUUCGAUUUUUUUUGUCUUGAAAACAUAACUUAUCUAACGGACAAUUAGAACCUUAUUCUGUUAAGACAAUUAAGGCUCAAGUCAAGCUCUCUUCAAAGAAUCUCGAUGCCACUAUUGAUUUUGAGCGUGUGCGGCAAAGCUGCUGCCGUCGUAUCUAUAGCGGCUCGGUCGAUACUCUAUUAGCAUGCCAGUUGCGUGUGUACGCGUGUGCGUGCGUGUGUGUGUGUCGGGAGGGAGGGAAGGACCACCGGAGCGAGGGUAAUGUUGGCGGAGGCUUAGUGCAUAUUCACUGAGCGGCACAGUUUCCCCUACAAGUCGUCUUUCUUCACAGGGACUCUCAAUAGGACCAAAGGUUCCUAUCUGUGAUUUCUUGAUUGGACAGGUCUGGUGGGGAUUGAGCGUGGGUGUGCUCAGUGAUACAGUGACAUAAGGCUUUGGUGGAGAGGAAAGAGGCGGCAGCCCGAGCCAGCUCCACAUAAAAAUAUCUGUGUGGAGCCUCAUGGAGCUCAUUCCGGUUACCCAGUCUGGCAUCCCUCCGUCCAACUGGAGACUCCACUCCACCACUGCCUCCUCGCUUUUCAACACAACCCACAACUACACAGAGGAAGAAGAUGAAAAAAUGUUUUCAGGGUCGGGAGGCCAACUCCCGAGCCUGGCGGGGGUCUUCAUCCCGCUCAUCUACGGCAUGGUGUGCGCCGUGGGCCUGGCGGGCAACACCCUUGUGAUCCACGUCGUUGUCAACCACAGCCGAGGGGCGUCAGCCACCAACAUCUACAUCCUCAACCUGGCCGUGGCCGACGAGCUGUUCAUGCUGGGCCUCCCGUUCCUGGCGGCCCAGAACGCUCUCCUCUCCUGGCCUUUCGGCUCGCUCCUCUGCCGGGUGGUGAUGACGGUGGACGCCAUCAACCAGUUCACAAGCAUCUUCUGCCUGGCUGUCAUGUCGGUGGACCGCUACCUAGCCGUGGCGCAGCCGGUGCGGGCGGGACGGUGGCGGCGCCCCCCGGUGGCCAAGGCGGUGAGUGCGGCGGUGUGGGCGGGAUCCUUUGUGGUGGUGCUUCCGGUGGUGGCGUUCGCCGACGUGAGGCAAGGUGACGGCGAUUGCGGCAUCGUGUGGCCCGAGCCGGCCGAGCUGUGGAAGACGGCAUUCAUCGUGUAUACCUUCACGGUGGGAUUCUGCUUCCCCCUGGUGGUGAUCUGCAUGAGCUACCUGCUUAUUGUCAUCAAGAUCCGCAGCGUCAGCAAACGCGCUCAGGCGACAUCCUUGCACCGUCGUCGAUCCGAGCGUAAGGUGACCCGCAUGGUGGUGGUGGUGGUGGCUGUGUUUGUGCUCUGCUGGCUCCCCUUCUAUGCCCUCAACAUCGUCAACCUUCUGGUAGUUCUUCCCGGGGACCUGCGCGGCCUCUACUUCUUCGUGGUGGCUCUGUCCUAUGCAAACAGCUGCGCCAAUCCCAUCCUAUAUGCCUUCCUGUCCGACAACUUCAAACGGGGGUUCCGCAAAGCUCUGUGCUGGGCCUCCCGCCGGGUAUGCAACCACGAGAGGGCAGACACCGACGGGCGGCGACCCACCGAGGAGGGGGGCGGCAUGGCCAUGCACGGGCCGAGGAGCCGGGAGGAGGAGGGGGCCCAGUGCCAGGAAGAGAGCCCACAAAAGAUGUCCCAAAACGGGAUACAAUGUCCAGAAGGUUCUGGGACGUUGAGGACACCGGAAGUGGAGGACAGAGGACAAGAGGAGGGAGGGCCAAAGUCACACAAUGAGAAGUCAGCACUGGAAAUCAGCUGCUUGUGACCGCAUUUUCACAACAUGCCAAGCGUCCAAUCAAGUUGCUCCAUCACUACAUCGCUUGCGGCCACUAGGGGGUUGUUUUGGUGAGUGAUUCUAGUGUCACUUGUCCAGUGGUGUCAAACUAAUUUUUGUCACGGGCCACAUUAUAGUUACUGUUGUUUUUCCAUGUAUGCUUAAUGUUGGUCAAAUGUUUAGUUUUUUGUAUAUUAAAAUAUAUGGAAAUAAAUAUAUAUC
This is a messenger RNA of Phycodurus eques (leafy seadragon), 3803 nucleotides long. Its product is annotated as somatostatin receptor type 5-like. Gene Ontology annotation, biological process: neuropeptide signaling pathway. Gene Ontology annotation, cellular component: neuron projection; membrane. Gene Ontology annotation, molecular function: somatostatin receptor activity; neuropeptide binding. NCBI's taxonomy places the organism in Eukaryota, Metazoa, Chordata, Actinopteri, Syngnathiformes, Syngnathidae. The record is from RefSeq and is a predicted model, not a curated record. The transcript has 5 exons. Bases 2286 to 3572 code for a protein of 428 amino acids.